ACCCGAGGCCUGUGAGAACCCCUGAAGACAAGCUGGACAAAACUCGAUACUGCGCGUAUCAUAAGUCUCCGGGGCAUAAUACCGAUGAGUGUCUCGGCCUUUUGUCAUCACUCUUACAGUUAAUCGGACAACCUCAGCUUCAAAAGUUUCGAAAUUUUGAUAACCGCUGGAAAGGAAGGCCCUUGUAUCUUUCAGAUGAUGAAGAUGAUGAUAACCGACCUGUUAACCAGAAAAGAGCUCGCGCAAACGAUAAGGAGGUCUUUACGUUUUCUACUCAUGUCGGAACUUCGACUGACAAUUGCAGGAAAUCCCGAACACAUGACGCCUUAGAUUCUUCACACUACAUACCUCGAGUCAAUUCCAAUAAUAAGCAAUUAGAUACUUCCCGACGGAAAGUCAAAGCCUAUGCCCGGGAGGCACAAAAUGCCGAGAAACGAGUCAUGAAUGUUGAUCUUCGAGAUACCAUCAACAAACAAAAUUGUCCCAUCACAUUCAGUAUCGAAGAUGCCAAUUUAUUCGCUCAUCCUCAUUCCGACGCCCUUAUUAUAACAGCCCCGAUUGGAGGGAUUCCUGUUCAUCGGAUUCUAGUCGACACAGGAGCUUACUCAAGUAUUUUGAUGCUCCGCACGUUCAAAAAAUUGGGUUUGGACCCAGCAGACAUUAGGCCUUGCAACGACCAAAUUCAAGGUUUCAAUGGAAGCAUUUCUUGCCCUGUCGGCAAAAUACUGCUCCCUAUUCGGUUUGGUGGCUUUGGACCAAAAUCCAAGAUCAUUAUGGAGACUUUCAAAGUCUUGGAUGUCCAAAAUGAGUAUAAUGUUGUAAUAGGACGAACUGCACUUUACAAACUUCGUGCUGCUGUAUCAAUUUUCCAUUAUGCCCUGAAGUUCCCCACCAUUGAAGGAGAAGGCACUCAUUAUGGAGAUCAACGAGAAGCCCGAAGUCUGAUGUUACUCUCAACCUCGCCUAACUUUCAUAUGAUUGAAGA
Messenger RNA from Striga hermonthica, 985 nucleotides. NCBI's taxonomy places the organism in Eukaryota, Viridiplantae, Streptophyta, Magnoliopsida, Lamiales, Orobanchaceae. The record is from the annotation of a GenBank genome assembly.